Entelurus aequoreus (snake pipefish) is the source of this 1558-nucleotide messenger RNA. RefSeq names its product zinc finger protein 135-like. Bases 140 to 1522 code for a protein of 460 amino acids. The transcript is spliced from 4 exons. Gene Ontology annotation, cellular component: nucleus. NCBI's taxonomy places the organism in Eukaryota, Metazoa, Chordata, Actinopteri, Syngnathiformes, Syngnathidae. Gene Ontology annotation, molecular function: RNA polymerase II transcription regulatory region sequence-specific DNA binding; DNA-binding transcription factor activity, RNA polymerase II-specific. Gene Ontology annotation, biological process: regulation of transcription by RNA polymerase II. The record is from RefSeq and is a predicted model, not a curated record.
UGUUGGCCAAACACGUGUUUCACUGGGACAAUAGUGAGUGGUGCACACUUCCUUCGCCCAGCCACAGAACAAAACAAAGCUCCAUUUAAGAGUUGCUGGUGUAACAUAAGGAAGAAUAUAUUCCACUCAUCUCUUGUACAUGCGGCUAAUGAGAAGGAAGAACAAGGAGAGGAUAUUGCGUGUAAAGGUAAAGCCAACUAAUCACAGCUCUGCAGUCUUUGUCACCGUUGACGUGAGGCGGGACUACUUUGGAGGUGCACGUCAAGACGUCCAGCAGAUGAAUGCUCGUCAAGAAGAACGUCCCUUUCAGCAGCGGGGGGACUCCUCUUUGAGGCAGGAGGAUCCACGGCCCCCCCACAUUAAGGAGGAAGAGGAGGAUCUCUGGGUUAUUAAGGAGGGAGAGUGUCUUCCAGGGCAGGAGGAGGCGGAUCUCACCAAGUUUCCACUGACUGUUGUAUCUGUGAAGACCGAAGACCGUGAAGACAAACCACCUGAGUCCUCACACCUUCAUCACAGUCCAAAUGUCUGUGAAGAACAUCUUCUCCAUGAGCAACAGAAGUGGAGCUUCAAGAUGGUGAAGGAGGAGUCACAGCUCUCCCACAUUAAGGAGGAAGAGGAGGAACACAUCAUCAGUGAAGAGGGAGAGCAUCUUCAAGGACUGGAGGAGUUCCCAGUGUUUGUUGUGAUUGUGAAGAGUGAAGAUGAUGAGGUCAAAAGUGAAAGUGAGGAGAAGAGAGAGGCGGAGCCUCCAAGCAGCAGCUCAACACAACACAUGACAACAGAAGCUGUUGGAGACCACUGUGGAGGAUCACAAGCAGACAAGCUCUUAGCUCCACUAUCAGAUAGUGAGGACACAACGUCACACUCUCCUGACACUGAUGAUGAAGACUCUAAAGAUGAUAAAACAUGUCACACUGACAACACACGCUUGACAUGUUCUCACUGUGGCAAAACCUUUAAAUACCGUUGGUAUCUGAAAUUACACAUGAGAACACACACUGGAGAAAAACCUUUUACCUGCUCAGAAUGUGGUAACAGUUUUGUAACAAAUCAAAGUUUAAAAGUACACAUGAGAACACACACUGGAGAAAAAACCUUAAUGUGCUCAAUUUGUAGUAAAAGAUUCACCCAGCAGGCACAUUUGAUAAAGCACACAAGAACACACACCGGUGAAAAACCUUUUUCCUGUUCACUCUGUGGUAAAGGUUUUAUACAAAGUCCGCAAUUGAAAAGACACAUGAGAACACACACUGGUGAAAAGCCUUAUAUAUGUUCAGUAUGUAGUAAAAGUUUUAUACAAAGGCAUCAUUUGAAAGCACACAUGAGAACGCACUCUGGUGAAAAACCAUACUCCUGUUCAAGCUGCAACAAAAGCUUUCGUCACCUAAAAACUCUUACAGUACACAUGAGAACACACACAGGAGAGAAAGUGUUGAGUUGCAGUGUGUGUGGUGAAAGAUUCUCUUAUAAGUACCAGUGUAAGAAACACAAGUGUGCUGGUGAGAACAGCAGCAGCAAAUGAAGAUGCAGGAUUUGAAAUAAAGUGUCAAAACUUUAA